UACGGUAGGAGGGUUGUGUCAGAUCAGGUCCUCUUGCCACUGGGGUUUAAAGUUUCAACAGAUCUGGAAACACAAUGAUUUGGAUGAAGCGGCAGAGUGAAAGAGCCCGGUCACCUUAUCAGACUUAACUGCCCGGAGCUCACGGAGCCUCCGUCAUCCUCACAGCAGGCACGUCUGAGUGUGUGUGCUGCAAGAUCUCUGUGCCGGAGGGGAACAUACAUGGGUGUAGAGAGAACAAUCGCUUUGGAGUUUUGUUGCUCUUCUUCAAUUGCAGCUUAAUUGCACAGGAAGAGCGCACACCCUGUUGUAACUUGUUGCCACUCGGGAAUCAAUGGAUUAUCUGUUUGAUUCUAUACGUCUGUAGAGCAUACAUGGAAUGAUCGCUUAGGGAUCACACAAGAGUUCAAGGAUCCAGACAUCAGACGUUUCCUGGAGUCUCGGAGUGCCAACUGUGUGUAAGGAUGGCUGCUUCUUCAAUAGACCUGCGAGACAUAGAAAUAAAGUUAGGACGCAAGGUGCCGGAGAGCCUGGUGAAGUCCCUCAAGGAGGAUCACUGUGACUUGAUGGAUGGCAGAGAUGGGAUCUCUGCUGAAACUUCUGCUGCUAGCCUCCAGGCCACCUCGGUGGAAAGGCUGGAGAAUAAGAUACAGCUUCUCAAAAGAGAUAUGAUUUACUUGCGGGCUACCGAUGUAAAACUGAUGAGGCAGCUACUCAUAAUCAACGAGAGUAUUGAAUCCAUCAAGUGGAUGAUGGAGGAGAAGGAGAUCAUAACAAGCCAAGGAAGCAGUCUUAGUGGAAGCCUUUGCAGCUUGCUAGAGAGUCGGGACACUUCAUUGCAAGGAAGUUGCAACAGUUUACAUGACUACAGUGACGGCAUGGAUGAAAUAUCAGUAGGGAGUUACCUGGACACUCUAGCAGACAUUGUUCCGGGACAUUGUACACCAUCAGAUUUUGAUGAGUAUAGUGAGACACAAGAUGACUCUGUAGAUCGUCAGCCUCUAUGCAACGAUUCUAGCAAUCAUUUUGAGGAAUAUUAUUGUUUCAGAUAAAAUUCCACAGUAGAGAACCAUGCUGAUUUUUAUGGUUGUAUUAGUUUUUACUAAAUGCAUAAAGUAUACAUAGUAAUAUGUAUCAAUGGCCCAUUGCAGUUUACUAAAGUCCAUUUAAAGCAUAUGCUACAGUUCCUAUUUAAAAAAAAUGAGUGUAUUUUCAUGAUUUCCCCUAAUUAAAGUAGUAAUAUGGCUAAUUAGUUUAAUUUUCUUGGUUGUAACUGGUAUAUUUUCCACAUUAUGUUUUUCUAUUUAUUUUUGUAAUUAUGAUAUUUGAGAAUAUAAUUGAAGAUCUACUUUUUACAUGAUCUUUUUAUAAUAAAAUAAUAUUAAUAAUUAAAGGAUCAACAUUCCGUAUAAGAGAUUUUUUGUUUCCAAAUACCAUGGUGACCUUUUUAAAUAUCAAAUACUUAGCAAACCUUUCAUAUUACUGUACCAAUUUCCAUCACGUUCUCAUUGAAUGGACUAAAACAUUUAAAUUGUUAUUAUUCCCAAAACCUUCUAUAUGUAAGGCCAAUAGUUGACCAGGUUGUGUAGUUGUGUAAUUUGAAAAUGUAUCUUUGUGUAAUUAAAUCUAUAUUUUACAAAAGAUUACCAAUGUUAUUUUUUCAGGUUUUUGUUCAGUUACACAUAUUGUUUUAAAAAAUGCAUUGUCUAAUUUGGAAGUUGUUCAAAUUUAAAAAUGUUUACAGUUUCCUUUGUAAUUAACUUUUUUGACUCAUUGACAUGUUUUGUGUGAAAUAAAACAAAUGUUAAAUAACCAUAUUUUAAACAAACAAUUAAUCUGUUUAAUACAGAUAUUAUUGUUCCACAUUAUCAAAUAUAUUGUGCAAUAUUUAGUUUGUGUUGCUUUCAAACAACAAAUCUUGAGAAUCACAAGUGGUUUUACUGAAUAUUUGCCAUCACAAACAAGAGAAAUGUGGCAUCUGACAGACUGCAGUAGCAGACAAAUUUUGUCAUUUAAUUUUUGGUCCAUUUGUCAUUUUGCCCUUUCGGCUCAGAUGAAGAUCGAAGGGUAUUUUACAUUCACAAAAUAAAUUUGUUGUCACUCACCCUCA
Messenger RNA from Spea bombifrons (plains spadefoot toad), 2107 nucleotides. RefSeq names its product leucine rich adaptor protein 1 like (gene LURAP1L). The transcript has 2 exons. The record is from RefSeq and is a predicted model, not a curated record. Gene Ontology annotation, biological process: positive regulation of canonical NF-kappaB signal transduction. The coding region runs from base 462 to 1049 and encodes 195 amino acids. NCBI's taxonomy places the organism in Eukaryota, Metazoa, Chordata, Amphibia, Anura, Pelobatidae.